This is a messenger RNA of Pygoscelis adeliae (Adelie penguin), 1239 nucleotides long. It is a transcript of the gene RHBG, whose product is annotated as Rh family, B glycoprotein. Gene Ontology annotation, molecular function: ammonium channel activity. The transcript has 9 exons. The record is from RefSeq and is a predicted model, not a curated record. Gene Ontology annotation, biological process: ammonium homeostasis; ammonium transmembrane transport. Bases 1 to 1239 code for a protein of 412 amino acids. NCBI's taxonomy places the organism in Eukaryota, Metazoa, Chordata, Aves, Sphenisciformes, Spheniscidae. Gene Ontology annotation, cellular component: plasma membrane.
AUGCCUGAGCACACCACUGCCUCCAGGCUCCAGCUCUCCGGGCUGUGCUUCCUUCUCCAAAUCCUCACCAUCAUCCUCUUCGCCGCCUUUGUCCGGUACAGCCCAGAGAGCAGCCCCGGCCCCUGCUCCCAGCAGCUGAACUGCAGCUGGAGAAACCAGGACUCGGGUUUUCAGCACCCCCGUUUCCGGGAUGUCCACCUCCAAGCUCUCCUCGGCUUCGGGUUCCUGGUGGCCUUCCUCGGCCGCUAUGGGCCGGGCAGCGUGGCCAUCAGCAUCCUCGUCGUGGCCUUCGCCAUCCAGUGGGCCGUACUGAUCCAGGGGUUUUCAUACUUCUUCCUGAAUGGCAAAAUUUAUGUGGGAGCUCAGAGCAUGGUCAGUGCCGACUUCUGCACCGCAGCCAUUCUGAUCUCCACCGGAGCCGUUCUGGGCAGGGUAAACCCUGUCCAGAUGCUGCUUCUGACCCUUCUGGGAGUCACCCUCUUCACUCUCAACGAAUACAUCCUGCUCAGUCUCAUGGGGGUAAGCGACAGCGGGGGCUCCUUGACUGUCCACACCUUCGGUGCUUAUUUUGGCUUGAUGGUUUCACGGAUCUUGCACCAGCCCCAUAUGGACAAGAGGAAAGAGCAGCAGGACGCGGGGCACCAGCCAGAUGUCUUUGCUGUGGUUGGAACCAUCUACCUGUGGAUCUUCUGGCCCAGCUUCACCUCAGCCACCACUGUCCAUGACAACGCCGAGCCUUGGGCAGUGCUCAACACCUACUUCUCGCUGGUGGCGAGCACCCUGGCCACCUUCGUCCUCUCGCCUGUCCUCUAUGAGGAGAGCACCCUGCGGAUGGUUCAGAUCCAGGAUGCCACCUUGGCCGGCGUGGCUGUGAUGGGUAUGGCUGGGGAGAUGCUGGUCACCCCCUUCGGGGCCCUCAUCGUGGGGUUUCUGGCCGGCCUGAUCCCCCCGCUUGGCUUCAGAUUCCUCACGCCCGUCCUGUGCUCCAGGCUGAAAAUCCAGGACACGUGCGGGGUUCACAACGUCCACGGGCUGCCGGGCAUCCUGGGCGCCUUGCUGGGGAUGCUGCUGACGGCACUGGCCACUGCAGAUGCUUACGGAGCCGUCCUGAAAAUAAAGGGGCUGAGGUCUCCCCCGGACACGCGGUGCCUGGAAAACACCGUCCUCUGGGAGGUGGCCGAGGAAGGAUGUGACCGUGGGGCGAGCAGAAAGGAGCCAGGCACCAGCACCUUGGUCUAA